This is a messenger RNA of Notechis scutatus (mainland tiger snake), 1293 nucleotides long. Lineage: Eukaryota; Metazoa; Chordata; Lepidosauria; Squamata; Elapidae. The record is from RefSeq and is a predicted model, not a curated record.
UCUUCUACUUCCUCUUCCUCCUCUGCUUCUUCAAGCCCCUUACCAGCAUUGAUUUCUGUCCUAGUGCCAUCCCCCAAAGAAGAGGAGAUUGUGUCUGAAGGAAAAGUAGCAGACAGGUCUGAGGUGCACUUGCCUACCCUUGAGGCUGAGUCACAGUUGGCUUCUGUCACCAUGGAGGAUGACACCAGGAGCAGCUGUCCCACAGUCCUACAACCUGCUCUUCCCUCUCCUCCACCCUCUGCCCCUUCAAAGGCAAAGAGAAGUUCACCUGCUUCAUCUACCAGUUCAUCAUCAUCCUCUUCUUCCUCCUCAUCCUUAUCUUCAACUUCUGAUUCUGAGUCCAGCUCAUCUGAAUCCAGUCCCCAUGAUCAGGCAACAAAGGAUCUUGAGGCUAAGAUUGAACUGAAACAGCCACCAAGCCCAGUGCUGAAAGAGACUAAUCAUGAUGAGCAACCUCUGGAAAUGGGCAAACGUAAGUGUCGUUCUCAAAGCUCAAGCAGUUCAAGCAGCAGCUCUUCCUCUUCAUCCUCAUCCUCUUCUUCAUCUUCGUCCUCUUCAACGCCACUGCCUAAAACAGGACUUCAGGCGGUGAUGAAGGGUCCCCUAAAGAAGAAACCAUCUCCAGGAAAGAGAAAGUCACACAGCCCUAGAAAACCAAUUGACUCAUUGAGAGAUUCUCACUCUCUGAGCUACUCCCCAGCAAAACAGCGUCAGAUUUCCCCUCCUCCCCAACCACCCUCUACUCCAAGGGAUCGAUGUAGUUUCAUACUCCCCAUUCUCUAUCCAGAGACAGGUCUAGGGAUAGGUCCCUGCGGAGAAACAGACGAAGCAUCAGCAGGUCUCCAGGACGAAAACAUCAACACAAAUCUCCCAGUCCCCGAGCUCCUCGUCGCAGAACUUCAAGGUCCCCGUAAGCCUUUUGGAGAGUGGAAUGUCCUUGUCCUCACAACCACAGACUGCACCAUCCCCAGCGUCCAGUGCUAUUCCAGUUGGGAGUCCCCCACCUACUGAUGUCCACUGAAAACCAGUGUGUUUGCAUUGGGGGGAGAGUGAAGUGGAGGUCUCUUCAUUUGCCAUCACCUUUAUAUUCUCAUUAGUUUUUUCCUUUACUGUCCCUGUCUUUAUUGCCCAUCAUUUGUCGGCAGCUACCUUCCCCAUGUCCCUGGACAUUUCUGCACAACACCUGCCAGGAUCCAAAAGCUUCUAUGCUCCUCUUCCAACAGUUGGUGAUGUUCAUUUGAUUUUUUCCCUCCUGUGAGCAUUUUUUUCCCUGUGCAUUUUGCAGCUAAAAUC